AUGCCUUUAAAACUUUUGGAGCCCAAGAGAGGCGAAGAAGGCGAGACCAAGUGAGAGAAAGAGGGAAACGUCGUCGUCUUCUCUGUCACUCUCUUAACGUCAUCGGUCUCAUCCUUCCUCUCUUCCUUCUCGUCCCAUUCCCAUGUCCGUCCCCAAAAAGCCCCUCCUCAAAUCCUUCUUCCUCCUCCUCCUCUUCCUCUCCUUCCUCCUCUUCUUCCACCUCUACCUACAAUCAAAGAAAACCCCGAUCUCCUCCGCCAUCGUCCCCUCCUCCACCGCCGCGCUCAUCCGCAUCCGACCGGGCUUCCGCUCCUACGACGACUACAUCAAGCUGCAACUGAACAAGACCCUCAACCCCCGGCUCCGCCACUUGUGGGCGACCCGCGACUGGGACCGCAAGGUCCGCGUAUUCUCUCGGUUCUUCGCCGACCUGGCCGCCGAGGGCCUCCUCUCCAACGCCUCCGCGGCGCUGUGCGUCGGGGCCCGCCUAGGGCAGGAGGUGGCGGCUCUGCGAGGGCUGGGCGUGGGGGGCGCGCUGGGGAUGGACCUGGUGCCGGCACCGCCGCUGGUGGUGGCCGGCGACUUCCACGCGCAACCCUUCCCGGACGAGUCCUUCGACUUCGAGUUCUCCAACGUGUUCGACCACGCGCUGUACCCGGAGCGGUUCGCGGCGGAGGUGGAGCGAACGCUGCGGCCGGGUGGGGUGGCGGUGUUGCAUCUGGCGGUGCACCGCCGCGGCGACAAGUACUCCGCCAACGACCUCCUCGAGGGGGUCGAUGGCCUCGUCGCCCUCUUCAACCACUCCGAGGUGGUCCGCGUCCGCAAGAUCGACGGCUUCGGCCUCGACACCGAGGUGGUCCUCCGGAAGACGAACACGAAGAGUAACAAACCAACAACUAAAUCAAAAUAGAGGGUUUGGUGGUACCAGCUUUCUGUUACGUGGCUCACAUGGGAGUAGACACUGUAACGGUUGAGGAUGCUUAAACCGCGUUGUUCGUGACACCGCAGCUGGCUUUUGGUUGGCACUUCAAAUGCCUUUCUCACUUACUAACUCUUGUCGUUUGUAUACCUUACAAAUGAUAAUUAGGCAGGAUGAGAUUGAUCAUCGGAUUCUACUAUCAAA
This is a messenger RNA of Musa acuminata AAA Group (dessert banana), 1123 nucleotides long. RefSeq lists its product as uncharacterized. Gene Ontology annotation, molecular function: S-adenosylmethionine-dependent methyltransferase activity. The transcript has 2 exons. Lineage: Eukaryota; Viridiplantae; Streptophyta; Magnoliopsida; Zingiberales; Musaceae. The record is from RefSeq and is a predicted model, not a curated record. The coding region runs from base 143 to 910 and encodes 255 amino acids.